AUGUCGGAGAAGGCCCAAAACCCCAUGCGGGAGCUCCGCAUCCAGAAGCUCGUCCUCAACAUCUCCGUUGGUGAAUCUGGUGACAGAUUGACUCGUGCCGCGAAGGUCUUGGAACAGCUUAGCGGUCAGACUCCUGUUUACAGCAAGGCCCGCUACACCGUCCGAACUUUCGGUAUCCGACGUAACGAAAAGAUUGCUGUCCACGUUACCGUCCGUGGCCCCAAGGCCGAGGAAAUCCUUGAGCGCGGCCUCAAGGUUAAGGAGUAUGAGCUCCGCAAGCGCAACUUCAGUGAGACCGGGAACUUUGGCUUCGGUAUUAGCGAGCACAUCGAUCUCGGUAUCAAGUACGACCCGGCCAUCGGUAUCUACGGCAUGGACUUCUACUGCUGCAUGACCCGCCCUGGUGAGCGCGUUACCCGCCGCCGCCGGGCCAAGAGCAGAAUCGGUGCCAGCCACCGCAUCAACCGUGACGAGACCGUUAAAUGGUUCAAGCAGCGCUUCGAUGGCAUCGUCCGAUAA
Messenger RNA from Daldinia vernicosa, 519 nucleotides. RefSeq names its product ribosomal protein L5 domain-containing protein. Gene Ontology annotation, cellular component: ribosome; cytosolic large ribosomal subunit. The transcript has 3 exons. Bases 1 to 519 code for a protein of 172 amino acids. Lineage: Eukaryota; Fungi; Ascomycota; Sordariomycetes; Xylariales; Hypoxylaceae. The record is from RefSeq and is a predicted model, not a curated record. Gene Ontology annotation, molecular function: RNA binding; structural constituent of ribosome. Gene Ontology annotation, biological process: translation.